AUGGCAGGUCACAUGGAUUCUAUGUUCAAUGGGGGGUGGGAACCCUCCGAGAUCGAGACAGCAAAAUCACUCAUCGCUAGGCACAACAACAAUAACAACAGCUAUGACGACGGCACGAACUAUAAGUACUACGACAUUGUGGAUGUGCUCCAAACAAGGUUCCCUUGGAAGGCGAAGCAUCAGGUAACCGACUUGUACGUUGAUCUUGUGGUGGAGAUGAUGCAGACGAUGCAUUGCCAAGAGAAUAGCAGCACCGGCGACGCCUUCUACCAGCCUCCGGCGGUGGGCAGCGACCUCGUGAACAACAACUUGGGGGUGCGGGAGGAGGAGGAGGAGGAGGAGGCGGAGUGGCAGCCCGCUCCUCAGCCGGUGUGGCACACGGGGAGGUUUUGGACGACGGAGGAGCACAGGUUGUUCAUCCGCGGUCUGCGCGUGUACGGCCGCGGCGACUGGACGAACAUCUCCACGCACUGCGUCAGAUCCAGGACGCCGUUGCAGGUCUCCAUCCACGCGGAGAAGUAUUUCCGCAGGCUGGAGAGCGCCGCCAGGAGGCAGCGCUACACCAUCAACGACGUCGGCAUCUACGAGGCCGAGCCCUGGGCGCAGAACUCAUCCGGCUGGGAGGCGCUCGCCUACGCCGCCGCCGGCUACAACCCAAACGGCAGCUACCGCGCCGGCGGUCAGUAUUCGACCCAGGCCACCGCCAUGAACAACCACGCCCAGGUCCGGUCGCCCUUCCUGUACCACGCCGGUGAGGCGAGCAGCAGCCAGGCUGCUGCCUGGGCUGGUGAUCAGCAGAUGGGGGCUUCUACUGCAGCUCCGGCAAUGGCAGGGGCCGGGAGCCAGACGGCCUGGAUGAACAACAUGCACUAG
Molecule: messenger RNA, 873 nt
Organism: Phragmites australis (common reed)
Lineage: Eukaryota; Viridiplantae; Streptophyta; Magnoliopsida; Poales; Poaceae
Exons: 2
Coding region: 1-873 (290 amino acids)
Source: RefSeq, a predicted model, not a curated record